UCUUUCUGUUCUGAAGUAUGCUCAAUAGUUGACCAACAUGAUGGUGUAGACCAAUCCAUGAUUAUCCCAGUAUGGGUCAAAGGUAACACUUCAAAAGAAGUGCUGAGACGUUAUAACUCCCUCGUUCCGCCGCAAUAAAAUUCACGUCGUAAACGAAAGCGAGAUUUACCGUCGCUUAUGUUAACCUCUAAGAAGACUUCUUAUCAAUAAACUAAAACCCGGAAAAACUAGACCAACAGUUUGCGACCGAUUGCUGAAUAGACUUGGGCAGCUGAAGAAGCGUAUGCUUCGAGAUCAGAAGCACAAAAAUGAUUAUUAUAAAUUUAUGUCGGACAUCAUUGAGAAUUAUGCUGAACGGGUGCCUGAUGAUGAAGUAAGUUUGAGCAAUGGUAGAGUGAAUUAUGUUCCUCAUUUGGGUGCGUAUCAUCCAAAGAAACCUGAUAAAAUUCGUGUUGUGUUUGACUGUUCUGCAAAAUAUGGUGGUGUGUGUUUGAAUGAUUAUUUGCUUCCUGGGCCUGACCAGAUGAACAGUCUUUAGUGUAUUUUGCUCAGAUUUCGUAUGGAGAGAGUGGCUGUGAAGUGUGAUAAUAAAGCAUUUUUUCAUCAAUUUUUAGUUGAUGAACCGCACCGUGAUCUGUUACGUUUUUUAUGGUGGAAUAAUAGUGAUAUGACUGGUAACUUAUGCGAUUACAAGUUGAAAAUUCACCUAUUUGGUGCAAUUUCAUCACCUGGCUGUGCAAGUUUCGGGUUAAAGCAUGCUGCAGAUGAUGGUGAGUCUUCCUUUGGUAAGGAAGCAGCAGACUUCAUUCGUAAUGAAUUUUACGUUGAUGAUGGUCUGACUUCAAAGCCAAAUGCAGAGGAUGCUAUUGAGUUGAUAAAAAAUAGCACAAAUUUGUGUUCGAAUGCUGGUUUGAAUCUCUGUAAGAUAAUGUCUAAUAGUCGGGAGGUUCUUGAAAGCGUUCCUCAAUUGUCUGUGUCUCCUAGUGUGCAGUGUUUGGAUCCAAAAUCUGAUCCCUUACCUGUUGAAAGAGCUCUGGGUGUGGACUGGUCUGUGGAGGAUUGAUUGCAUUACACCUUUAUUGUGUUAGUAACUUGAAUUUACUUAUUUACUGUGUUAGU
This is a messenger RNA of Styela clava, 1119 nucleotides long. NCBI's taxonomy places the organism in Eukaryota, Metazoa, Chordata, Ascidiacea, Stolidobranchia, Styelidae. The record is from RefSeq and is a predicted model, not a curated record.